CAAGAACCAUAGUGCAUUGCGAACUCGCUUUGACAAUUUCGGUUCACUCUUUUCCUGUUGCCACUUUGCAACAGCGGCGAGAUGUUCGGUUAUGGCAUAUUUAGGAGUGUCAUGCUUUUAAAAACCUUGACAAACGUCACAGGCCCACACUUCAAAGGCUCGCCGAAACAUUGUUAGCGUUUCUUUCCUCCAUUGUUCGAACAAUGUCGUCGAGUUCAGGCGGGUGGACCGAGACCGUGAGCCCGGACCCGUCUGCUUCGCUACCCGGCUUUGAGGCCUCGCGGUCCACCCUGGAGGGUCACACAGUCCUGAUGUCGGUUCGGGUAUCGGUGUGCCACUCUGGUAUCCGACCGCUGUGUCUGCCAGGAGCGGGCGAGGAGUCGCUAUAUUUACAACUCAGCAUGGACCCUGGGAAGUCCGGGGAAUUCCGACUCUCGCUCCGGGACAGCAGCGGAACUGCCCGAAGUGUGUGUUCAUUUCCCCACGUUCAGACCAUCGCCGAUUUUGACCUGCGGACAGUGAACUACGAGGUGAAGUCGCCCAAGUGCCAUGAGCUCAGCCUGGCCGCCCCCCCUCACGACAAGAUGAGCUUCAACUUCCGCUGUGAGCAGGAGGCCCAGGAGUGGGCCACCGUGGUGGUCUCGUCACUAAGAGAAGCGCAAAGGGUGGCCGAGGCCUUGUCCUCGAAUGACCCCCUGGUUUCCAUGGAGACGCCAGGGUCUGAGAGCUUGGUAGCCCUGCAGUGCACAGAGGACUCGUGUGUGGAGCUGAGCAGAGCUAUCGAGGUGGGGGACGUGUCGGUGGCCUCCAGCCUCGCUGCCGCCCUGGCCCGGCAGAACGCGGCUCUGAGGAUCCGCCCCGCGCCCCGGAGUGGCCCGGACCAGGAGCUCCGCUUGGCUGUUGUAGUGGAGGAUUGUUCCUCUUCCUGUUCCGUCACGGUCAAAGUCUUCCCCCACUCCACUAUUGCAGCCAUUAAACAGCAGGUCUUCCUGGAGUACGGGUUCCCCCCGAGGGUCCAGCGCUGGGUGAUCGGCCAGUGCCUGUGCGCUGACCAGCGCUCCCUCGCCUCGUACGGCGUGCGUCGGGACGGCGACACGGCCUACCUUUACCUGCUGUCGUCACGCACCGCCCGCCUGUCGCCUCAGCCAGCCAACCUCGACCAGGAGGGCACCAUCGGGGCCUCCUGGUCGCAGGGUCAUCUGGCCUCCAGCACUCUGCCUCCCAGACUGGGCCCCGGCUGCAGCCCAGGAACGGCUGGUCUUUCAGCGGGAACCGAGAGAGAGAAUAUCUCUGAAAUCAGAGAGCUCAUCAACUUGGAAAUGCCUCAACUUGGUGAAGCACUGAGCAUCGGCAGAGUAGCAUCAGGCACACAGGGUUGGCCCUGCCCCUCUUGCACCUACAUCAACAAGCCCACCCGCCCGGGCUGUGAGAUCUGCAGCACGGGCCGCCCCGAGGGCUACGCCAUCCCGGGGGCUUACCGGCCAGACCACCUGGAGCUCAGACGCAUCCAACAGGAGAAGGAGGCCGUCAGACAGUACCAACAGGCCAGGGAGGCGGAGCGCAGGGAGAACUUUGCCCGGCUGGUGCAGUUGGAUGGCCAGGAGGUGGUGUGCAACCCGGAGGCAGUAGACUGUAGGAUCUGCUAUGCGGACCUCCAGCCAGGCCAGGGUGUGCUGCUCAGGGAGUGUCUCCACUGCUUCUGCCGAGAGUGCUUGCGCUCUGUGAUCAUGCUAUGUGAGGACCCAGAGGUGGCGUGUCCCUACAGAGACGAGACGUACUCCUGCUCCUGCAUCCUGCAGGAGCGAGAGAUCAAAGCUCUGGUGUCCGGGGAGGAGUACGGCCGCUGGCUGCAGCGCGGCCUGCAGGUGGCGGAGUCGCGCUGCGAGGGCAGCUACCACUGCGCCACGGCGGACUGUCCUGGCUGGUGCGUGUACGAGGACACGGUCAACGUCUUCCACUGCCCCGUCUGCCGCCAGCACAACUGCCUGCUCUGCAAGGCGAUCCACGAGGGCAUGAACUGUAAGCAGUACCAGGACGACCUCACGUCCAGAGCCAUAAACGACUCAGCGGCCAGACGCACCAGAGAUCUGCUCAAGACCCUGGUGCAGUCGGGGGAGGCCAUGCACUGUCCUCAGUGUGGCAUCAUUGUCCAGAAGAAGGAGGGCUGUGAUUGGCUGCGCUGCACUGUCUGUCACACUGAGAUUUGCUGGGUGACCAGGGGGCCACGCUGGGGCCCCGGGGGUCCCGGGGACAACAGCGGGGGAUGCCAUUGCAACAUCAACAAGCAGAAGUGCCACCCCAAAUGUCAGAACUGCCACUAGGCCAGUGACCUGGUGUUGAGGCUCUGGAGAGAAGUCAAUCCAGAGCUGGCAUGUCAAGGGAAGUGUCCAUGGGAAAAUCUAACAGCACACAACAUGUUUACCUCCUCGUUGGUAACCUUGCGCUUGUCAUCGAUUAAAAAACACAAUGCAGUUUGAAUAUUUUCUUGGUUCAGCAGUGGCACUGGAGGGCUGAUGAUGUUUGAUGCUUAACCAUUUCACUUUUUGAAUUGUGUUGGUUAGCUUGCCUUACAAGUGCCUCUAGUUGUGAACAGGUGUCGGAAGAAGCAGGUAAUGUAGUGUCUUGGCCUUUUAAAGAAAAUAAAUAAAUAUAUAUAUAAAUAUAUAUGCACUGCAAAUUGAGCAAUACAGACAGGUUUUUGUUUUUUGUUUGUAUUUGUUUGGCUGUUAAAUAAAACGGAAGUGACCUUAUUUUUGUAGCACACCAAUGAAAAUUACUGUUACAAGGAUAUAGUUUAUGGGAUAUUUAAUCGAAUUCCAUGUAAUCCUGAUAUUGUACAUUUUGGCCUAAAAUUAAACCAAAUCUAUACGGUGA
Messenger RNA from Gadus morhua (Atlantic cod), 2874 nucleotides. RefSeq names its product sharpin and rbck1 related (gene shrprbck1r). Bases 204 to 2321 code for a protein of 705 amino acids. Gene Ontology annotation, cellular component: LUBAC complex. Gene Ontology annotation, molecular function: ubiquitin binding; ubiquitin-protein transferase activity. Lineage: Eukaryota; Metazoa; Chordata; Actinopteri; Gadiformes; Gadidae. The record is from RefSeq and is a predicted model, not a curated record. The transcript has 14 exons. Gene Ontology annotation, biological process: positive regulation of canonical NF-kappaB signal transduction; proteasome-mediated ubiquitin-dependent protein catabolic process; protein linear polyubiquitination.